Messenger RNA from Cephus cinctus (wheat stem sawfly), 5906 nucleotides. RefSeq lists its product as uncharacterized. Lineage: Eukaryota; Metazoa; Arthropoda; Insecta; Hymenoptera; Cephidae. The transcript is spliced from 3 exons. The record is from RefSeq and is a predicted model, not a curated record. Bases 821 to 5461 code for a protein of 1546 amino acids.
CCAUCAUAUCGUUACGCGUUUUUCGCCAAAGUGCUCAGAUCUGUAUACAAGACCGUGGUGUAGCUACAUACAGUUAUUAUUGGAAAGUUGAAAACUAUUUAAAAAAUGAAUAGAAUAGCGGUAAAAUGAAUAAUUGAAAAUUUAAAAAAUUGUUUUUAUAAACAAAACACUUUAUUUAAUUAGAAAUAUUACUUUUUGUGUUACAUAUCUACCAUGUUUUAUUUAUAUGAAGUCGCGAAAACAUUACAAACAUACAUUUUCUGUAACUCCGAAAGGUCGUUUGGAGUAAUGAUGCUCAAUUGAAGUAUUUAUUAAAAGCGCUGUUGAAAACAUAAAAUGGUGCAUUCAUGAGAUUUGCAAGAAACAUUGGUUUCGAACAUAAAAGUAGUAAACAGUUUACAAGAUGACUAUGUAAAUGCAGCAACAUACACAUGUGUAAAACUAUCUUAUUAUCAAAGGAAAAAACGAUAUUGCUCAUAUAUUGAAGUAUGAAAUUAAUACAUACUUUUGAGUAAUUACUAAAAGUGCACACUAUUGAUUGGCUACAGAUAGACAAAAUAUAAAGUCUAUGUUUCAUUUCCUUAGAUUGUCUGUCUUUUAAAGCAGCACCAGAUUCAUUAAUUGACUAAGAGCCUGUCGUAAAAAGGAAGCUUGUGUUACAGUACAUGACAAUGAACUGUUAAUAAUAAGUACACAGAAUUCAUUUGCAAGUGAAAUCUCUAAGGGUAUACAGAUUGUACAAUCAAAGAAAGAAGUACUUACUGAAUCGAAAAGUCAGUCAGACUCACGGAAGUAUAUUGAUAUACACUGCUCAGAUGAGAUGAAAGAUAUGUUAGCUGCAACAAAAGAUACAAAACAAAUAUCGGCAGAGCAGAAUUCAACAUGCAUCUCACAGGAUACAUUGCAAACCAGAAAAAAGUUACGUUGCUCUUCAAGAGUAAGUCUCAAUGAAGAGAAUAAGUUAGUAUGCCCUGAAAUGAAUCCAGAACACCGUAACUCGUUGGAGAGUUUUGAUAAAAAUAAAAACCUAGGGGUAUCAUCAAACAUGAAAAAUGAUACACUUUUGAACGCAGUAAAUCCCAUGUUGUGUCCAGUCAUCUCUACAGUUAACGAAGCAAAAACUCCAAAUAAAAAUGAAUGUGUUGCGACAGGUGAACAAAAUCCUUCGAAACCAUUGAAACAUUUCAAGAAGGCAUAUUUAGCAUUUGAUAUCAGUAUAAAGAAAAAAGAAAAAAUCGAUCAAACCGAUCCCUCUGCUGCAACAGCAUCAAAAAGUAAUGAGUCCUUAACAUCUUCAGUACCUGAAAUUUCACAAGGAAAGGAAUGUGAGCAACAAUGUAACCCUUAUGAAUCUGUUGUGACACCCACGCCUGAAGAAAUAAAGUUCAAACAAGCAGCUGUGAAAUGUAACGUAUUAGCAAUGUUACCUUUUAACUCAAAAAAACAAAAAAGAAAAGAAAUUUGCUUAACAAACAGUAUAGCUUCUGAACCAAUGAAUAACAGGUUAGUAAUUGAAGAGGUAUUUUUAGAAAAGAGAAUUCUUCUCACAAACUCUGACAAAGUACCAUCACAAGAGACAGUUUCCUUAAGUAUGGAAGAAAAAGAGCAUCCAACGACUGUAAUCAGUGAAUCGGUACCGGGGGUACAGAAGAUCACAGAAGUUCAGGAAACUAUAUGCUCUGCGAAGACUCAAAGUGUCCAAGAAAGUAUAAGUGUAUAUAAACCAGCAGCAGUGACAUUAAAUUCAACAAAUAUAACAGACAACAAGAAUACCCAAUUAAAAGUAGUAUCUUUAUCAGAAAAUAUAUGUACCAACCUUAACGACACUACUCAUGAUUCAACCACUUUAAACAAAUCGACAGAAGUUAAUUUAAACGAGACCCAACAGGCGAAGGUUUUGAAUACAAAAAAUUCAGACAAAAGUGUACCUCAGUUAUAUUUCUAUCCCACUCUCAAACAACCACUUUAUAAGUUACAGUUUUCGGAUAAGUGUGAAAAUUCAGCCCUUCUGUCAAGCCAACAAUAUAACUAUCCAUACAAUUGCUAUUACUUUGCAAAAAAAUUAGAAAGUAUAUCCAUACCAAAAAAAACUGGAAAACGACGUACCAAGUUAAAGAAAAUCAGAAAUCAGAUACGCCCUAAAGAAAUACGGAUAGCACCUAAGAUUUCGUGUGAGACAGCAGUUUCCUUAAAUAAUAUAAACAUGUACACGGAGCCUCUAUGCAGUGGUACAAAUAUGCAGCCUGAAAAUAACGCCAACAAAAAACCAAUCAGUUUAUUGAUGCAUGUAAAUUUCAAUGAAACUUCAUGCCCACUCAUCCUGCCACUUGCUGAACAAACUAAGGAGCUCCCAGUGAUACAACCUGUGCAGGAGUAUUCUGACAUUAAAAUCAUUGACGUAAGAACAGACAUUGGUAAUAAACAAGGUGUAACUGGUGUGUCAAGCAGCACCGAUGACAUUGUACAGGUAAAACCUGUAAGCACAAUGAUAUCAAAAAGCACCAAUGAUCUAUUACAGAUACAAUCUCCGGAAAUAAAGAUUGUAGGUACACCAAAAAAUAUGAAUGGCAUACAAAUACCAUCUUCUGAAAUGGAUACGACGAACCAGGAUUCAAAUCCAUCUAAAGUGCCAGAUAGUGCUGAUGUUGAGUCGUCAAUCUCAGAAUUAAUAGAUCUAAAGUCUAAAGUCCAUCAGGUAGAGGGACAAAUGCCACAAACAGUACCAGAGACAACGCAACGACAAAAGUCUAAUCCGUGGGUGGUUGAACAAGACAAGAUGAUGCCAUCAGCGAUGAAGAAUAUGUUAAAUGCGACUAAAGCACGUCAAAGAAACAGGCGCAAUAGAACAGUAUCAGAAAACCAAAAAUUAAUGCUGCUCAAAAAGGAAGCUUUGCAGAAGAGUCGAAUUGACAUGUUGCAGAAUGUUUUUCAAGUUUUGAAUCACUGCGCGAGGAUGUGCGCAAGUGAGGAUUUUGAGAUAUGGUUUAAAAGGGAGGAAUCACCUACAGAGCAGGGCCUGAAGGACGUUCAAAGUCAACAGGAAAUCACUCAUACUAUAACUGAGAAACCUGGUGAAUGGCUUGAUCUUUUACAUGUAUUGAAAGUUGAACCGGUAAGUGAGAAUAAGACGCCAAAGCAGAAAAAAUCUUCGGAGACAGUUACUCGACCAACACGAAACUGUAAGAGACCGAAAGUCGCAGCUUGUGGCAGCGUGCAAAAACGCAAAUCAAAUUUGGUUAACGAUACGACGGUAGCUGAUCUUCGGGGAACGUCAUAUAAGAAUCGAAAAUACGAGCCCAAUGACGUAGUAAUGAUCAAAAGAUCGUCGAGCGUUGUCGUCGACCUGGAGGACGUUCAAAGUCAACAGGAAGUCACUCAUACUCUGACUGAGAAUUCUGGUGAAACCUUUGGUCUCUUAAAAGUAUUGAAAGUUGAACCGGUAAGUGAGAAUAAGAGGCGAAAGCGGAGAAAAUCUUCAAAGAGACUUCCUCAACCAAAGCGAAAGUAUAAGAAACCUGAAGUCGCAGCUUGUGGCAGCGUGCAUGAACGCAAAUCAAAUUUGGAUGACGAUGCGUUGGUAGCCGAUCUUCCGGAAACGUCAUCUAAGAUUAUAAAAGUCGAGCCCAAUGACUUAGUAAUGAUCGAAAGUCCGUCGAACGUUGCCGUCGACCUGGAGGACGUUCAAAGUCAACAGGAAAUUACUCAUACUGUGACUGAGAAACCUCGUGCAUGGUUUGAUCUUUUAAAUGAAUUGCAAGUUGAACCGGUAAGUAAGAACAAGCCGUCAAAGCGGAGAAGAUCUUCGAUGACAGUUACUCAACCAACACGAAACUGUAAGAGACCGAAAGUCGCAGCUUGUGGCAGCGUGCAAAAACGCAAAUUAAAUUUGGAUGACGAUGCGACGGCAGCAGAUCUUCCGGAAACGUCUUCUAAGAUCAUAAAAGUCGAGCCCGAUGACUUAGUACUGAUCGAACGUUCGCCGAGCGUUGUCAUCGACCUGAAGGACGUUCAAAGUCAACAGGAAGUCAUUCAUACUCUGACUGAGAAUCCUGGUGAAUGCGUUGGUCUUUUAAAGGUAUUGAAAGUUGAACGGAUAAGUGAGAAUGAGACGCCAAAGAGAAGAUCGAAGACAGUUACUCAACCAAAACGAAAUUGUAAGAUACCGGAAGUCGCAGUUUGUGGCAGCGUGCAAGAACGCAAAUCCCAUUUGGAUGACGAUGCGACGGCAGCAGAUCUUCCGGAAACGUCUUCUAAGAUCAUAAAAGUCGAGCCCGAUGACUUAGUACUGAUCGAACGUUCGCCGAGCGUUGUCAUCGACCUGGAGGACGUUCAAAGUCAACAGGAAGUCAUUCAUACUCUGACUGAGAAUCCUGGUGAAUGCGUUGGUCUUUUAAAGGUAUUGAAAGUUGAACCGGUAAGUGAGAAUAAGACGCCAAAGCGGAGAAGAUCUUCGAUGACAGUUACUCAACCAACACGAAACUGUAAGAGACCGGAAGUCGCAGUUUGUGGCAGCGUGCAAGAACGCAAAUCCCAUUUGGAUGACGAUGCGACGGCAGCAGAUCUUCCGGAAACGUCUUCUAAGAUCAUAAAAGUCGAGCCCGAUGACUUAGUACUGAUCGAACGUUCGCCGAGCGUUGUCAUCGACCUGAAGGACGUUCAAAGUCAACAGGAAGUCAUUCAUACUCUGACUGAGAAUCAUGGUGAAUGCGUUGGUCUUUUAAAGGUAUUGAAAGUUGAACGGAUAAGUGAGAAUGAGACGCCAAAGAGAAGAUCGAAGACAGUUACUCAACGAAAACGAAAUUGUAAGAUACCGGAAGUCGCAGUUUGUGGCAGCGUGCAAAAACGCAAAUUAAAUUUGGAUGACGAUGCGACGGCAGCAGAUCUUCCGGAAACGUCAUCUACGAUUCGAAAAGUCGAGCCCAAUGACUUAGUAAUGAUUGAAAGUUCGCCGAGCGUUGUCAGUUCCAAUGAACCUGUUGGAAAUCUUGCACCUGCUACGACGGAAGUACAGGAAGUGAGCUUUAUGACACAUAACGAUAUUAAUUUAAGUGAGGAUGUAUUAGAACACGGCUUGGAAACUUGGAAGACCGAUAUAAUUAAUGGUUCACAGAUCUGCAAGAGUUUACGGCGACGAAAGAUAGUCCCAGAAACAUACAAGAUUACGAGACCAUAUAAAAAGCAUAAAAUUUCUACUCAUGUGCGUAAAAAAUUAAAGAGUUCUCGUAAAUGGAUAACCGACAGCCUAAAGAACGGUGAAUCUAAAUUUAUUUUUACCGAGGAUGUGAUUGUGAAAUCUGAAGAUAUAGAAACAAAACCGGACGUUGGUAACUAUGAUAUUUGGAACGAUGUAAUUCUUUGUCAAAAAUUUGGUAUUCAAGAGUGUUACGUAAGAUUACGUAAGGUAGAAGACCUGUAUCCAUCAGGGUACACUUGCAUAGACUUCGAUGCGAUAUUUUCAUAGCAGCCAUUUCUUCAAACAUUUUCUUACCUAGAUCACGAAUUAGGUUGAAAUAUCAAAAGGAAAAUAUAAGUAAAUUCAAGCAGUCAGUUGUUAUUCCGAUAAACAAAAUAUUUACGCUUUGUGCCAUUAGUAUAAAACGUAUAAAAAGAUAUGUUGAAAAUCGACAAUGUAAAGAGCGUGAACUGUUUUCCAAGAAUUUUUGUUUGGUAUAUUUAGUUGCCAUUUAUAUUUUCUGUAAUACUAACAAUUGUUCCACACAAACAGAUCAAACGUGACUGAAAAGACAAAACUGUGACCUAAGGCAUUGCUUGAAUUUGUUAUUACAAAAUAAAUUGUAUAGCAUUAUAUAACUUAGACUCGUAGAAUACACUAAUUAAAAUGUGUCAGUAAUUUUUUGUUAUGUAUAUACGUUUAUCUUUGGUAUAAUAAAUAAGAUAAAACAGUU